Messenger RNA from Hyaloperonospora brassicae, 1218 nucleotides. Lineage: Eukaryota; Oomycota; Peronosporomycetes; Peronosporales; Peronosporaceae. The record is from the annotation of a GenBank genome assembly.
AUGGUCUCCAUUCGUGCAGCUAUGCUAACUUCUGCAAUGCUGAUAGUCAGUGCGGCGCUCCGCGAGACUUCGGCUGAAGAUUCCUGGAGUGAGAUGAUUCAGGACGAUACUGGCGGCCAAAAUUCAUCGGACACUCCAAGUUGGGGCAGUGGCGAAGAUGGCGGUGGCGACAAGAAACAGGGCGGCGUCGAUAAGAACGGCAGCGGCGGUGGUGGCAAAGAGGGGUUCAGUGAUCUCGAAGCCAGCACACCAUCAACUGGUGGAGGGAGCAGCAAACCGUCUGCCGGUGGAGGAAAAGUGCCCGAUGGGACGUGGCCCAAGAGCACGGGAACUGUUCAGCUCAAGGCACCGCAAGUCAUCAAGGCUGGCGAGGACUUUGAUGGAAAGAUGCAGACGUUCGAGCGAUCGGAUGUCACGUGCCAGGGACAGAAGGAGAGCGGAUCGGACACCGCUGUUUUCCUUGUCGAAGCUGGUGCCACGCUCCGAAAUGUCAUCAUCGGCAAGAACCAAAUGGAGGGUGUUCAUUGCGUUGAACAUGACUGCGUGAUUGUCAACGUUUGGUGGGAUGACGUCUGCGAGGAUGCGCUCACUAUCAAAGGUGGCACCGCGUCCAGUGUUUCGAUGGUCAUCGGUGGAGGCGCUCGGCUGGCCGAUGACAAGGUCGUCCAGCAUAACGGCCCCGGUACUGUCAAGAUUGACGGUUUUUACGCAAAAGACGUUGCCAAGCUCUACUGUUCCUGUGGUACGUGCGGUGACAUUGCGCGAAAGGUGGAAGUCACAAACGUGUAUGUCGAGGAUCUACAAGAUACUGUGGUGACGGUGAACAAGAACUACAAGGACGAGGCCAAGCUGAGCGACAUCUGGGUCACCUCUACCAAAGACAAGCCGAGCAUUUGCCAGUGGUGGGAGGGCAAUGCCGACGGCGAGCCUACAAAAUUGGGUAACGGAUCGACGCCACCACUCUGUCAGUACUCGGAGAGCGACGUGCAAAUCAACAAAGGCGCACCUUCUGUUGGAAGAUCGAAAUCGAGCAAAGGCUCAUCACCGUCUGCAUCGUCGGGUGGUGACAGUGUUGAGCAAGAAGCUGGCGUCGUGUCCCCAGGUGGCGGCGACGGCGAAGACAACAAGAGUAAGGAAGGAGAUGAUGAAGGUGAAGACAAGGGAGACGAGAAGAAGGACAAGAAAGAUGACAAGAAAGAGGGCGAAGAGAGGAACUAG